This is a messenger RNA of Plodia interpunctella (Indianmeal moth), 8087 nucleotides long. RefSeq names its product Phosphatidic Acid Phospholipase A1 (gene PAPLA1). The coding region runs from base 140 to 7963 and encodes 2607 amino acids. Gene Ontology annotation, molecular function: glycerophospholipase activity; metal ion binding. The transcript has 19 exons. Gene Ontology annotation, cellular component: COPII-coated ER to Golgi transport vesicle; cytoplasm. NCBI's taxonomy places the organism in Eukaryota, Metazoa, Arthropoda, Insecta, Lepidoptera, Pyralidae. The record is from RefSeq and is a predicted model, not a curated record.
UGUCACAUGAAAGAAUUUGUCAAAAUAUUCAAGUGACACGUAACUUCACAAUAAAUUAAUUAAAUUUCAUUUUUGUGACCUCCAAAUGUGUAAAUUACUGAAAAUUUGUGUUUCUACCGCUAAAUAGCUUAAUGACAAUAUGUCCGAUAAAGGUUUCGGUGACCCAGCUGGUCGGGGCGUGUUGAAAAACCCAUUGCUUUCAACAGCAGUGACUGGUCUUUCCAUCGAGGACUUGACACACAACGCUGUCUUGCUGCCCGUCGUGCGAAGCCAGGACUUGAUUACCAGCCGAGAUCAAUCAAGUGGGCCCCAGGACAGUACCCUGAGGAACUCGGAACCAAAACUGACCAAUAUAAUAACGAGCGACAUUAAUUCUAAUCUGACACCGUCUAAUAUAACCCCAAGCAUCACACCAAGCCUCUCAGGCACAAAACAAGAUGACAACUAUCCCAAAAUCAAUUAUCCCCCGACAUCGAGCAUAUCGAAUGCCUCCGCAAAGUCCGCAGACGAUUUUGAUGUCAAUGAAUAUUUUGCUAGGCUCCAAGGAACUAGAUAUGUUAGCGCUCCCAUAAACAGUCUCAUCAAAGAAGACAGCAAUGCAAGCCUUGAAGCAACAGAGGAGAAUUUGGAAGAGAUUAACCUAAAUGAGCCAGAUAAAAGUCUAGAAGUCCAACAAAGUUUGACCGCUGAUAUAGCUCAGAAUUUCUCACAAUUGCCAACGGUUUUGCCUCAAGUUGCCAGUGCAGUAUUUAGUUCUUUCUCUAAUAUGUUGAGUAUGAAGGGCAGGGAACAGACUCCCGAUGAUCCGAAGGUACAGCCAGGACAUCAGGUGCCGCUUCAGAGGGAAGAGAUCAAUGUUCCAUUGAUGGGCGUUGAUGAGCCUGUCAAAGAUGUGGCGCCUCCGCCAAAGGAGCCUCCUAUCGGUGGUACCUCAAACUAUCGGAUCACUACGAAAAAGAAAGCGUAUGCCCAAAUACCUGGCUUAAGUUCCCGUGACAGCGCACAAGGCAAUCCAUACCCACCAAGUCAUAACGUUCCAUUUAUACCACUUAAUCUUCACAUCACUGAUUAUCAAAAUCAACCACCAACAACUGAUUAUAUGAAACCUGAACAUCUAGUAGAUAAUAAACAAAAGGAAAUUGAUAUGUUUAAUCCAGUGUCUGUUUCUACGUAUAAUGUUGAAUGUAGUCUUCAAGCACCAAGCAACAAACAGCCCAAUUAUUCACAAAACAAAACCGCUUUUGAUUUAAAUGCCGAUCAAGCUGCAAGCAAUACUCAGCCUAAUUGUUUUACACACAAGGUUGAAUCUGUUCCUCAAGUAUCAGAAGGAUUUGAAUCACGUAAUAUUCAAUACAUUGCGCAACCACCAUUAAUUCCGCCACCACCAAUGUUUUCUAAUAUCCCGCGGAGAGAUAGCCAAAGCGGUAUAGGAAAGUCUGUCUUACCUCCAUCAGUUGCACGACGUAUUUCAGCAAAUCAUCCAGUGAUUAAACCGCAGACUUCACAAACCACAUUCGAUACUGGUAACAUUUUUGUACCGUCAAUUGAUAAUGCUCAAGAAAAUCAGCAAUUGACUGAACACGCGAUUAAUGAGCCGCACUCGUUUCAUUCAACUUCUGGAGUAGCCUUGACUGGAAUUCAACCGACACAUAAUCCAUCGUUCAUGCAACCGCAAGCGUCUAUAUUUCCUUUAAGUUCUUCAAGUCAAGCUGCAAUUUCCACAAUUUUGCCUCCUACACCAACUAAACCAAGAACAGCAGACACAACUCAAAUAGACUUUCAAGCAACGAAUAGUUCUUUUGUGCCAACAGCAAGUUUACCCCAAGCAACUUCCAGUUUUCCAGUUGACUUGCCUCCUCCACCGAAGAAGCCAAUAGCACCACCUUCAAGAUUUACGUCAAAAUCAGCUACGAGCGCCUUUCAAUCUACAUCCAAAUCAGCAAAUUUACCACCACCACCAACAAACAUAUUUACGCCAGAUUUUUCUGCAGAUGCUUUUCAACCAACCUCUGCUUUUGCUGCAAACAUUCAAAAAUCAAGUGAUGCCGAUGUGCCUCUACCACCAACUGGUAUUAUAAAUCAAGUUCCGUCAGUUAGUUACCCUCUUGAUCUGCAGAAUGUGACAUCUCACGCAAUGACAACUACUACAAUAACUGCUCCACCAAUGAAUAUUUUCCACCCGUCUCCAAUUUCAUUAAGUAAUCCAUCACCAGAUUUAACACCACGGCCUGCAAUGGCUGCAAUGAAUACAACCGAUGCAAUACCAGCUAUCGAGACAAGCACGCAAGCAACGGUAUCAAAUGUUCCGCCGACAUUCUUUAACUCAAACACAGUGCAAGUGCAAAACGUACAAAAUAUUACACAACCGAAUAUAAAUAGUUUAUUUACUCCCGCACCAGAACCAGAACCACCAAAACCGGUGGCAGAACCUCCAAAAAUAUCAGGAAAUUUGAACUACAGAAUGACGAAAAAGAGGCCUCAGUAUUAUUCAGGUCCCAUUGAAGGAGUUGGAUCUAUAAGUAAUAAUGUAAAGCCUACAUUACAAUCCACAGUCAAUCCUGGAAAUUUUCACGGUGCUUUAUUUAUGCCCGAUCAAAAUCAAGAGUUAGUAGCUCCUACCUGUGAACAUACUCAAAUGUCACCCAAUAUUGAGCAUACUAAUAUACCACAAUCGUAUCAUCCAGUCGAUAUAAGCAAGACAACUGAACAAUCCUUUGAAACUAAUUAUAGUACUGCUUUCGAUCUAAGCAGACAAACCACAGAGGCUUAUGAACCACCUAAACAGGAAACCAAAGGAUUUGGCAUUAUUGGUUCUUUGAAAUCCAAACUUGGUUCGUUAGAUAUUAAUAAGAUUCAAAAUAGCGUGACUACCUUUUUUGAUCCGGAUUAUAACAGUGCCAAAAAGGAAGAUGAUUCUCAUAAACAAUAUGGAAGUCAGUCUAAUCCGGCAGUUUUUACUCAACAAGAUAAUUUAGGGAUAUGCAUAGAUCAAAAUUCUCAAACAUAUCCUCAUUACAAUUAUCAAAUGAAUUAUCAGAGUCAACCAAACAGCUAUGGAGAAAACAAUCAGUAUUAUAAUACUCAUGAAUAUUUUUAUCAAAAUCAGACUCAGAUGUAUCCAAGUUGUACUGAUUUUACACAAGUUUUUAGUCAACAAAAUUAUCAAUCAGCAAUUGAAAAUGCUGAAAAUGUGAUUGAAACUGGAAAUAUUUACCACGAAAGUAUAGACAGUAGUGCAUCGGGAGAAUCGAAGAUUACAAGUGAUGCUCAAGUUGCUACUCAAACUCAUUGCCGAGAUGUUGAAGAAAAUGACAAUGUUUUAAGUGCUAAUAGUUCCGGUCAAGCUCUCAUUCAAAGCGUCAGUUUUGGCGAAACUAAUUUAUUUUCUAAACAAUUUUUAGACAAUAAUAUCUCAAUACCAGAUUUGAUUCCGAAACUUGAAGGAUUGGACUUGCAUUCGAACGUAGUCUCAUCAGAAGGAGAUAUACAAGAAAAAUUAGUAAGAGAAAAAGGGCUAACAGAUUUACACAGGCAUGAAGUCCCUUUGAGUGAACAAUUAGAUGUCAAUAAUACGGAAACGUCUGAUAUUUCCAUUGCCAGUUUUCAGUUUGAUGAUAACUCAAAUAGGACAGAAAUACAUCAGUCCAUUUGCCCACCGAUAUUUCCUGAUAACACAUUAGAAUCUGAGCCAAACGUAUCAGGAAAUCGUCAAGAAACUGAAAGUGUAAAAUUAGAAAAUGCCUUUGCAAAUUACAUCUUUGAUACAGACAGCAAUGAUAAGGACUUUUUUAACAAACAACAUUUAGAAAAGGAUACCGCCACUGGAUCCUUUCCUACAAACGUAUCUUCAGUACCCUUAUUUGAUUUAUCUUCCAUGAUUGCUGAUAGAUCUAAAGCUGUCGAAGAAUUAAAUGAUGAGACGACAAAUGAAGCAAAUGUAUUUGAUCGAGAUGCAAGCGUAAGUUUCAGUGAAAAUGAUCUAGAAAAUAAACCUCUCCAUGAAGAUAGUCAAGAAGAAAAUAAUAUAUCCGAUUUUAAUAUUUGCGAAACUUGCAGAGAAGUAACUAAACCCGAAAUCGAAGAUGAAAAGGAAGUUGAAGAUUUGACAACACAAUUGAUAGAAAAUAUCAUAGCUCCUAUCCAACUAUCAAAUCCUGUCGAAGUGCCUUUAACAGAAGUUAAUACUCCAGUAGAUGAUAGAAUUAUUUUCGACUCUGACCAAUGCGCUGCAAUCUCACACAUAACCGAAGAAACAAUGGAAACCAUUCACGGACAAUCCGCUACCAAGCUUAUAGAGAAUGACAGGUCCGAAAAAAAUACUAGAAGUUAUGGUUGGUGUGCAGAUAACACUAGUGUUAUGUCGAAAGACCUCUCUGGUCCUGAUUAUACAUUUCAGAUGAAUACAAAUGCUAUUGGCUUCUUCGGUGAUAAUUCUAUGUUCUUCGAUGAUAUUCCAUGUAAUGCUAGUGAUGAAAUUAAAGCAGAAUUCAAAAUUUCUCAAGAUGAUACCAAUGCUACUGUUGUUCUACCAAGGCAGAUGAGCAUACCUACAGCACCGCCAGCCCAAGAUGAUGAUUCCAAAUCUGACGAAAAUGGUGGUUUAGAUGUACAUUCUAUUGAACAAGAUGCAAAAAACGAUUUUCCAAUAUUUGAAGAAUUCGUUAUAGAUCCUUCAGAAACAGAUGACGACAAAAUUGAAAUAAAAGAGAGGGAAAGAAGUUCCGAUGAUCCUAUACCUAACGCAGAUACAUUUACUAACAGAGUGGAAAGAUUUAAACAGAUGGAAGAAAAUAUUGACAUAAAUGACGAUGUAUUUGAUAUGCAGAAAAAAAUUGAAAUUGUUACUUCCAAUAGUCCGGCUAUAACUAUUGCUUCGUAUUUUGAUACUGGAAACUAUGCAGCAGAGACACAUUAUAAGAAUUCUAUGUCAUCUUCAUCGCCCUUCAGCCAAAUAAAUGUUUGCUCUCCAAGUAUAACGACACGCAUUCCCCCUGGAUUUGAAAGCGAAUAUCAGAGACGUUUAAGCGGAAUAUCUUCGGAUUCGACAGGACAGAUCAAAAAUGAACCUUGUAUACCAGACUGCACGACUCAAACUAAAGUAACAUCUACAACAACUUUCAGUACAGUACACAAUACCAUUCAAGAUACUUUCCCAAAAAUUAUAGAGCAGACUGCUUUGUUCUCGAAGUUGGAUUUAAAAGAGCAGACACAAGAAUCAAGUCCAGAGAAGUUACCUCCUUUCGCUUCAAUAUUUGGUGUAAACAAAGAUAUCGAUGAUCAUUCUGUGUCAUCAGUGUCUAAAACGGAAGAAGCAAACACACAAAUGUCUUCUUUUUUGGGGUUACACCCAGUUAAACUGGAGGGCGGUGACGCAGCAUCGAUUUUUGCCGAUAAACCCCCGCUAGCUGAAUCGUUACCAGAUCCCUUAAGCUUCUUUACAUCUAAAGAGGAGCCUAAAGAAGAAACAGACAAUAGUUUCAAUAGACUAGCUAGUUAUUUCUCGACACCAACAAAAACGGACCCAGCGAAGUCUUUUUUUGAGUUGAGCCAAAGUCAAAACCAUUACAGACAUGCUUCUAGUGUAGAAAGCGCUGGAAAAAUUAAUAUAAGUCCAAACCAUAAUAAAGUCAUUCCAAAUACUAACCUAAUAAAUGAUUUGUCGUCGAUUCAGAAUAUUGUAAAUGACCAAGUAGUUAGAACAGUAAAUUACUUCACAGUAGUGUACGAUAGUAACAUUAAUAUAGACAAAAUGAAACUAACCGAGCCCAAAUACUGUAAAGACGAUUUAGACGAAAUUUUACAUAAAGAUUAUUCAGAAGUAGAGGAAAAGUAUAAUGACGAUGUAAUAAAAGAAGUUAAAAGUUGUAACGAUUGCUGUAACAUUACAAAAGAAUACAAAAAACUGUACAGGCGCGUUAUGGAUAAUGAUAAUUCAGAUAAAAGGCCAGAUAAAAUGAAUAUUACGGAAGGUAAAAAUAGUAAACGUGACAAGAAGGAGGGGUCAGUGAAGUUAGAACAAGACGACGAAGCGAACGAUGAAGUCAGCAUGCUUACUGAGAGCCGUCCAUCGGUUGAGUACACCCCAGUGCGUCACCACUGGUUCUACCGGGUUGAUCAGGAGUCCAAGUCUCUGUGGCGGGGAUUCUCAUCGUCCGACUCUAAAGCUCUGGAGGAAGCUUUUAACAGCCCCAACCUGAACGAGAACACACUAGUGCCGACAGAUGGCGGUCGCUAUGACGUCAACGUUAUUGGCAGGCUCCGAAUAGCGGUGUACUGGUCUGAUAAACCCACGAAUGUUAGGAGGUGCAGUUGGUUUUACAAAGGGAACACGGACGCGAGAUAUGUGCCUUAUCCGGAGACGAUUGCAGAGAAACUGGAGGAGGAAUAUCGCCACGGCAUGACGACCGGCGAAUGGCAUCGACGACUGGUCCUACCGAACAACGAAUUGGUCGUGAUGCAUGGACCCGCAGUUAUGGUUCACCUACUGCAGGCCAACACUGACGGCUUCGGUUCUACUCCGCUAUUCAGUUUCGGCAAGAGAGUGUACAGGAACCCGCCAAAGAUACGCGUGUGCCGUGACCAAAGAGCAGUCAUAGACCAUCUGAUCUUCCUUGUCCAUGGCGCUGGAGAAUACGAGAGCAAAAAGCAGCAAGAAAAAUAUCAAUCGGCAAUGCGCCCGCGCGUCGUCCGUCGCGGCUGGGACGAGUCGGAAAUAGAAGACACGGAACCUUCUAACAUUGAUCACCUUUUGCUCUUGUGUCAUGGCGUCGGUUCCGCUUGCGACAUGCGCUUCCGGUCUGUGGAGGAAGUCGUGAACGACUUCAGAUCGACAAGCCUUCAAUUAUUGCAGUCACAUUACAGAAAUUCGUAUGAAAACGGAAUUGUUAAUAGAGUCGAGGUGCUGCCGAUCUCGUGGCACGGCAGCCUCCACUCGGGCGAGACGGGCGUGGACCGCCGCCUGGCCGAGAUCACGCUCGACAGCAUCCCCAGACUGAGAAACUUCACAAAUGACACUGUACUAGAUGUGCUGUUUUAUACUAGCCCUUUGUACUGUCAGACGAUAGUGAAUACUGUGUGCGCCGAGCUCAACCGCAUAUACCGCCUAUUCAAAUCUCGCAACCCAUCGUAUCGGGGCACGGUGUCGCUCGGGGGCCAUUCCCUUGGCAGCGUCAUACUCUACGAUCUGCUGUGUCAUCAGAAUUCGGGGCAGUGCCCGUCCAAGCGGCUGGUGGGGGGCGGGGCCCCGGGGGGCGAGUGCUCGCCGCCCAUCUGCUACCCCAAGCUGGACUUCAGCCCCGCCGCGCUCUACGCCCUGGGCAGCCCUAUCGCGAUGUUCGAGUGCAUUCGCGGCGUGGACUCGCUCGGGGACGACUUCCAGCUGCCGACGUGCACUCAUUUUUUCAACAUCUUCCACCCAUACGACCCAAUCGCUUACAGAAUCGAACCCCUCAUUAACAGGCAGUUAAAAGAUGUGAAGCCGUUCUUGAUACCGCACCACAAGGGCCGGAAGCGGAUGCAUUUGGAACUGAAGGACACGAUGGCCCGAGUCGGCGCAGACCUCAAACAGAAGCUGUUGGAGUCGCUGAAGUCCACCUGGAGCUCCAUGUGGAAGGCCUCGCCGACCGUCGACUCCCAGCUCGAGAAGGUAGUUGAAGAAGGAAUAGAGAAGGAACCAGUAGCAGACGACACGAAAGACGAUGUUGCUCAGGAAGAGGUGACCCCCGAGCUGCUGGGCAAGCUGAACGCGGGCCGGCGUGUGGACUACGUGCUGCAGGAGGCGCCGUUCGAGAUGAUCAACGAGUAUCUGUUCGCUAUGAGCAGCCAUGUUUGUUACUGGACGAAUCGUCUGAACACGGCGCCACGGGGCCGUCGACGAGUAGCGGCAGGACUUGAUGACUCACAUAGCAUAGACAAUGUAACAUGUACACACGUGGAAGUCGGCAAAAACACACCAAUUAUGUAAAGUAUUUUUUUUCUACUUUUUUAACAUAAAAUACUGUUUGUUUAAGUGUUUAAAAAAUGGGAAACGAUCUUGUCAUUUUGACACGUCUUUUUGAUAUAUUGACUUUUAACAUCAAAAUCUUUGC